Molecule: messenger RNA, 627 nt
Organism: Capronia epimyces CBS 606.96
Lineage: Eukaryota; Fungi; Ascomycota; Eurotiomycetes; Chaetothyriales; Herpotrichiellaceae
Product: nascent polypeptide-associated complex subunit alpha
Exons: 3
Coding region: 1-627 (208 amino acids)
Biological process (GO): protein targeting to membrane
Cellular component (GO): nascent polypeptide-associated complex; cytoplasm
Source: RefSeq, a predicted model, not a curated record
AUGGCGAACCCAAGAAUAGAAGAGCUCCCGGAUGAUGAGCCUACGAAGAAGGUGCUAGCUGAGGACGCAUCCAGCUCGUCCGACUCUGAACCUGAGGCCGGUGGUGAGGGAGAGGCCAAUAUUCCCGCCGGCUCUGCCGUCGCAGUCCACAGCCGCAACGAGAAGAAGGCACGAAAGGCCAUUGGCAAGUUGGGCUUGAAGCACGUUCCGGGCAUCACACGAGUUACCCUGCGGAGACCGAAGGGCAUCCUGUUCGUCAUCUCCAACCCUGAUGUCUACCGUUCGCCCACCAGCAACACCUGGAUCAUCUUUGGCGAGGCCAAGAUUGAGGAUCUCAACUCCCAGUCACAAGCUGCUGCUGCCCAGCAGCUCGCUGCCGCCGAAGCAGCCAACGCCGAUCAUUCUGGUCAUGACCACAGUCACGAAAACGGCAAGGGCAAAGCUGUCGAAGAACAGAAGGCAGAGGAAGAGGAUGACGAUGACGAGGAAGUGGAUGACAGCGGUCUCGAGGCUAAGGACAUCGAACUGGUGAUGACACAGGCAUCAGUGUCACGAAAGAAGGCCGUCAAAGCACUCAAGGAGAACGGAAAUGAUAUUGUCAAUUCCAUCAUGGCGCUGAGUGUAUGA